AUGGAUGAUCUUUCUGAAAAUAGUAGUCAAGAUGGCUUCGACAAGGAAACUCACGUCAAAAAAGGUCGCAAAGCGACACGGAUGAAAGACAUACAAACAUCAGACGGAGAAAAGAAACUUGUUACAUUCAAUCGUUAUUUUGAGGCAAACGGGCCAGAUCCAAAAACUAAGAGCAAGUUUAAUAGCUACAUCGCCCUUCUAGGACGUAGCAAAGUCAGCAUCUUGAUACCGGACUGGAGAAAAGUUACUGAUAGGAAUAAAGAGCAAAUUUGGCAAGCUUUAUCGGAGCAGUACGAAUUUCCAGAUAAAGAGAAAUUGAGAAAGAGAGUGUUUUCACGUGCUGGGGAUGGUUGGAGGGCUUUCAAAACUAAGCUCAGUAGAGAAUACAUAUUUGGAGAAAAGAUUGGUUUGCUCCCGUAUGAUGAUGGUUACCCUUUUCUGGAUGCAGACACUUGGAAGGCUUUUGUUGUGUCCCGUCAAACUCCUGAAUUCUUGGAAAUCAGAAAAAAGGCUCAGGAGUCACAAUCAUAUAAUCUAAAUCCGCACAUAUUAUCUCGUGGAGGCUACUGGCUUUUGAUGCAGAAGAUUAUGGACGAAAAAUAUAGGGCAAGAAAAGAGGCCUCCACUGAUCCGUCCGAAAUUAUUCCACCUCCAUCUCCUCCUUCUCGUCAUGAAUUAUGGAAAAGAGCUCGUAUAACAAAGAAAGGAGAUUAUGUCUCAAAGGAAGCCAAAAUUGUUGCUGACAAAAUUGAUUCUUUAGAAGAACAAUGCACUCAGGGCAGUUUCAAACCUGUUGGGAGAAACGAUAUACUCGCAACAGCGUUAGGAAAGCCGGAGCAUCCCGGGCGUGUGAGGGGAGUGGGGAAGGGUGUUGGGAUCAAGGACUUCUUUGGGCCAUCGAGUUGUUCAAGUGUAGGGAAAGAUAUGGUCUCGCGAGAUGAGAUGGAAACUAUCAUUAGUCGUAGGAUUGACGAAGUGAAAGACGAAUGGAAAAAUGAAAUAAUGAUGAUGAUCGGCAAAAGCUCUUCGAUUGCCCAUAGUCCUAAUUCUCCGAGGAUCCAAAGCACUACAGAGAGUUGUGCUCCAAAUGUGUUAUCAUUGGAUGAACUUAACGAGGAUAAAGAAUGCGAGUUGUAUGUGGAGAACCCAAAAAAAAUUCUGGUUGCAUACGGACGUAUCCAUAACCUUGGGCCAACCAUUCACCACAAGAAGAUGAAUGAGGAUGAAGUGAGGGUUGUCGUGUCACGUGUAGUCGUUGGAGAUGCGCUCGUGCCAUGCCCGACAGAGGAGGUCACAACUGUAGAAGAAGCGCCAAAUAACUUCAUUACUUGGCCUCGUAGGUUGGUUAAAGGUGCAAAUACUAAGGUAAUUAAAAAUACUUACAAUAGUAUCUUUCUGACUCUAUAG
Striga hermonthica is the source of this 1407-nucleotide messenger RNA. Lineage: Eukaryota; Viridiplantae; Streptophyta; Magnoliopsida; Lamiales; Orobanchaceae. The record is from the annotation of a GenBank genome assembly.